AUGCAUGCCGAAAUGAAAUUCGAAGCCAACCUGACAGAUGACGCCGUCAAAGCCACGCAGAAGGAUAUCAAGAAGAAGAGAGCCCGAAACUAUUCGGAGAAAACAAAAGCAAAGAAGGGGUUAGCAGAUCAAAGGAAGAAGCAACAAAAGGUGACAUCCAUCGAAGACAUCCUUGGACUCCCGGAAAUCGAAGAUGAGUUUCCCUCGGUACUGGAACUGACCAUUGUCGACCGUGUGCAUGCCAGAGAAGAGGAGAAGGAGCGCAGAUCUAGAGAGGGUUGGUAG
This is a messenger RNA of Seminavis robusta, 285 nucleotides long. The record is from the annotation of a GenBank genome assembly. NCBI's taxonomy places the organism in Eukaryota, Bacillariophyta, Bacillariophyceae, Naviculales, Naviculaceae.